GGCCGCGGUGCCGCCUUCCUCGCUCCAGAAGCCCCGGACUGGGAGGUUCUGCGCCGGGUCACCACCUCCGGCUGCCAUGCGGUGGCUAGGCCAGCCUUGCGCCCUGGCUCCGUUUUUGCCCAGGGGAGCUUUCCAGGUCAUCGGCGGGCGCCUUGCUUUGGACCAAGCAGCUGGCACGGCCGGCAGCCUCCGAUCGGGGCUACUUGGGGCCGGCGGCGCUGCGCCGGGGUUCCUGCCGGGCCAGGCACAGCUCAGCUGGGCGGUCGAGAGUCCGGUUCCCAGCCGAGGGCACCAGCAAAGCGGUCUCCGGCUCUUGCGUCGCCUCUUGCGGGAAUCGGGACUGCUGCUGGUGGUGCAACCCGCUCGCUUUGCGCUCCCGGCGGCGGCCGGUGGAACCGAGGCGCUGCGUCGCCACCUGGAAACGCCGGCGGGGGAUCCCAACCGGCUGCACCCCGAGAGAACCUGGCAUGCAGCGAAGGGCGACUUCUUUGCCGGCGGGCAGGAGAGCCGCGGCGGGGGAUCCCGCGGCAACCUCGCACCUCCCCAAACUACAGGUACAUCUCCAGAAAAUCCCACAGAUCCCAGCCAGGGAAAUGGGAAGAAACCAAAUAAAUCACAUCAGUUGAAGAAAAUUUUUAAGGAAUACGGAGCUGUUGGAGUAACGUUUCAUAUUGGGAUUUCUUUGGUAUCUCUGGGAAUGUUUUAUCUCAUUGUGUCAAGCGGAGUAGACAUGACCACUAUUCUCUUCAAGCUGGGAUUUAAUGAAGCCCUUGUGCGAUCCAAGCUAGCUGCUGGAACAAGCACUUUUGUAUUGGCCUACGCUAUUCACAAACUGUUUGCUCCGGUCCGGAUCAGCAUCACCGUCAUUUCGGUGCCCUUUCUUGUUCGCUAUUUUCGGAAGAUAGGAUUUUUCAAGCCUCCGGCUCCAAACCCUUGAAAUUAUUCCCUGGAAUUAAAAAGGCCGCUCCAUCUUUUCUUCUUAGAAACUUUCGAUAGCUCAUGCACUCUGGCUUUUCUGUUUGCAAUCUCCCCAAAAGGAUGGGAAUGUGCUUUGUCUGAAAUUAGUAACUACUUUGAAAAGACUGCUGUCUAUGUUGCUCAGCUACAUGCUUACUGAGGCCCUGAAGAAUUACGGAUUUGGUACGCUGAUAAAGAUGUCAGAUUACACCACUAGAACAUGUUAUCUCUAUGGAGUAGGAAGACUUUUUAAACAAUGGGCCUAUUCAGGAUUGUCCCAUGGUGGAGGAUGUUGAAGAACAGGCAUAAAUGACCAGAAGGCAGGUUCAAGUUGAGGACUAAAAACACUUCCUACGAACAAUUUGACAAUGAAACCAAAUUUGGGAUUUCCUUUUUCUGGGAUGCUUUCAAGCAUAUUUUGAUUCCUGAACUGAAUAAAACUCUACGUUAUAUAGAC
This is a messenger RNA of Thamnophis sirtalis, 1414 nucleotides long. RefSeq names its product mitochondrial inner membrane scaffold 2 (gene MIMS2). Gene Ontology annotation, cellular component: mitochondrion. The record is from RefSeq and is a predicted model, not a curated record. NCBI's taxonomy places the organism in Eukaryota, Metazoa, Chordata, Lepidosauria, Squamata, Natricidae.